AUGCAUAUGGAAAAGGGUGAUACAAAGAGAUUAUUGAUCGUUGGUGAAGAGUGCUAUAGCGAGCUAACGAUCGUUCGCGUCUAUGAAGAUACUGGCUCUGGAAAGUCGGAUGACUAUUUUGAGACUUCUAGUUAUCUGGGUGGAUCUGGUAUACUGAAUUAUGUUGUGACCGAUGGCUUGCAGCCACGAAUGAGAAUGCGUGCAGGUGUUUUUUGUGGGUUUGGUGAUUGCGGUCAUGGAUAG
Messenger RNA from Anisakis simplex (herring worm), 243 nucleotides. The record is from the annotation of a GenBank genome assembly. NCBI's taxonomy places the organism in Eukaryota, Metazoa, Nematoda, Chromadorea, Rhabditida, Anisakidae.